Raphanus sativus (radish) is the source of this 1218-nucleotide messenger RNA. RefSeq names its product meiosis-specific protein ASY2-like. Bases 1 to 1218 code for a protein of 405 amino acids. NCBI's taxonomy places the organism in Eukaryota, Viridiplantae, Streptophyta, Magnoliopsida, Brassicales, Brassicaceae. The record is from RefSeq and is a predicted model, not a curated record. The transcript has 3 exons.
AUGGCGUCUCAAAACAAACUGGGUCCGCUUACCCCAGCCGAAUACGAAGCCAUUAUGGAGCUUCCAGGGAUUCCGUACGAAGCUGUCAUUGAUUAUCCAAACGGCGAUACUCCUGGGAACGUGAGACCGGGAUAUUGCGGAGCCUACAUCUGCUUUUUUCGCGAUGGCCUUAUGUCAUUUCCUGUUCCUUCAUUUCUCCUCGAGAUUCUAGCGGAGCUAAAGCUGUCGUUCACCCAGAUUACUCCGACCUUCUGGCGUUACUUCUUGGCGACGUUCGUUCGAGCCAGAGAGGAAGGAUUAGAGUUCGGUUUGGCUGAAUUAAAGCAGUUUUACACUCUCAAGAGAAGUAUCAGCGUCACUGGAGCGUUUCUUCUUUCUCUGCGUGCAGGUCGUUUGAUUAUUACCGACAUUCCUGGGAAAGACUUUAAUUGGACGUACAAGUUUUUUGUCUUCAAGGUCGAUCCAGUGACGGUUGGGGAUUUUAACUUCUCUCGGAUUCCGAUGAAAUGGAAAGAGAACGUAGGAUUGUUUGGAUCAUCAAAGUCGACUCCAGAGCUGCGUGGUUUGAUCUCGGCGCUCCGCCGAGGUAAGUGCGGUUGGGACAGUUUUACUCCGGAGAGGGUUCGAGCUGCUUAUGCUUUGCCCCCCAGCGUGAAUCGUGCCGUUCCCGUCGCGCUUGUGGAACCGAUUCGUCCUCGAAAGGACCAGAAAGAUAAAGGGGUGAAAAGGAAAGACCCUCAUGCGGAGCCUUCAGAUGCUAAUUCUGACUCCGCUCCUUUAAAGCGAGCUCGUGAGACUCCGGACAAACGGGUGACUAGAGCGAGUUCUCAAGUUCAGUCUCCGAUUGUCCGGGCUACGCCGCUUUCUGUGGUUCGUCCAGAUCGUGAUGCUCAACCAGAUUCUCGAGCAUCGGGCGAAGCGGACGUCGAGGAAGUUGCUCCCAAGAUUCAGCGACGUCGUCUGAUCUUGGACGAUGAGUCUUCUAAAGAUUUUAACGUAUCGAGCUCGGAACCUAGGAUGCAAGAUCCCAGGGAAGGUACUUCUAAGCCGGCCAGAUUUCCUGCGGACUGUCGAAGUGGUUCUCCGCUGGCGUUCUCAUAUGACGUCGAUGCUCUGAUUUUGGAGAAUCCUGAACGACUCGCUGCCAUCUGGCGGAAGCUGCGAAGUUCUUCGUGCGUGCUUCCUCUCUUGGAACAAAUGCGAGGUCGUGGUGCCUAG